AUGUCUAUGCAGCAGGUGGCUGGCAGGUGGAUCACCAUACCACUGACGAGGCACCUGGUGAUGAAUCUCACAAACAGAGACCCCUUUCAGGACGCUUUGGUGAAAAAUCUCAUCAUUGUUAUCCUGGGUAUUGUCAUCAACUGCAUCAAUGGGAUCAUUGUUAUGACUUUCUGGAAGAACUCUUUUUUUCACAGCGAGUCCAGAUACAUUCUGUACAUAAAUCUGGUGGUGAACGAUAUGAUCAUGAUUUAUGUUUCUGUGAUUAUGUAUGUUUUGUCUUAUGCCUAUCCCAUUUUUAAUACUUCUAUGUGUUGUGUUUUGGUUGUAAUCAGUUCAACCACAUACAUGAACACACCAAUUAUCCUGGCUGGUAUGGCUAUUGAGCGCUAUAUAGCCAUCUGCAAACCACUUCAUCAUGCUCAGAUGUGCACAGUACGCAGGACUUAUUUUAUCAUUGGCCUGACGUGGGGAGUUGGCUUCAUACCUGCACUAGCCGAUGUAAUCAUUGUCCUUGCCGUUCGGCCAGUGAGCUUCUUCUCAACAGUAAUCUUUUGCUACUACCUUAGCUUAUACAACACCAGAUACCAUGCAGAAAAGGCACAGGCGGUCCAAGCUCUUUAUAUGUCAUUUGUGUGGCUAACACUGAUCUAUACUUACCUUAGAGUUUUCCUUACAGCCAGAGCAGCGAAAGGUGACACUGCCUCAGCCAAGAAGGCACAGAACACCAUUCUAUUACACGGCGCACAGCUGCUUCUCUGUAUGCUGUCUUAUCUCUCUCCUUUGAUUGAUCUCCUUUUGAUCACAUAUUUCCCUAAACAUCGCUCAAAUAUAACCUUCCUGGGCUUCCUGAUCACAAACAUUAUCCCAAGGUUGCUCAGUCCUUUGAUUUACAGUAUUAGAGAUCAGAAAUUUGCCAAACAGAUGUCACAGUACUACUCCUGCAAGGCUUUCAGUUGUAAAGGCAAACAGAAGAGGAGGAACCUGAGGCAUUCUAGUAAGAUGAGGGUUGGUUCCUCAUAG
Molecule: messenger RNA, 1020 nt
Organism: Sardina pilchardus (European sardine)
Lineage: Eukaryota; Metazoa; Chordata; Actinopteri; Clupeiformes; Clupeidae
Product: odorant receptor 131-2-like
Exons: 2
Coding region: 1-1020 (339 amino acids)
Biological process (GO): G protein-coupled receptor signaling pathway; detection of chemical stimulus involved in sensory perception of smell
Cellular component (GO): membrane
Molecular function (GO): olfactory receptor activity; G protein-coupled receptor activity; odorant binding
Source: RefSeq, a predicted model, not a curated record